GACGAACCACAAUCGCGCUCCCACAAGGCUGAACCUUUGGUCCAACUGCCAGCUCAUACGGCAUGCAUGCCCCGCAUCAUUGAAUGGAGUGACAACUCACUGAAGUUGAGCCUCAUCUUUUCGCGCGCCCACAAAGCGAGUUUAAAUAUGGGUGGGAGGGAAGCCGUAGUUGGAGGGAGUAUCGCUUCCGUUCCUUCUUCCAUUGAGCGGAAUUGAGUCAUGUCGGUCAGCGAUAAUACGACGCUUCCCGGGGCGAGGGACAAUGAGGGUUCAUAUCAGCAUCUAGAUGGUCAUGCUUAUGGGAAAGGGGACCUACCUGUGAACUCAUACGAUAAGUCGCCUUAUACCGAUAGCGAGAUCAUCUCGCUCGAUGUCGGACCAACCCAGACCCGUUACCGCCUCCACCGCGCCAUCCUCUCGCAGAGCCCCGAGCUCGAUGCGAAGCCGGCUUUGAAGCUGUGGGGCGAGAAGACGAACGACACGAUCUCGCUUCCAGAGCUCGACGAAACCACUGCACACACCCUCGUACACUACCUGUACACUGGGAGGUACCAGGCUCUACAGUCACAUGGGCCAGGCGAAAAGGGUGCAGUCCCCAAUUACAAGGAUGGCGCGUGCGUGUACUGCGCGGCCAUCCGCUACAAGCUGCCCGGAUUGGCGGAGCUAGCAAAGGAAAAGAUCACCUCGCUUGGCGAGGACCUGACUAUCCUGGAUAUUCUCCGUGUGUCGCGCGAACAUGCAUUCCCACUUCUACCGGAGGACGAAGCGUGGUUCCCGGCAUACCUCGAAGGCGCGAUCCACGGAGCGGUAACCGAAGACCCUGAGCUUUUCACGAGAGACGAGUUCGUAGAUCAGAUCGAAGGCGACCGCAAGUUCCGCCAGGUUGUCAUGAAGGCGAUCUUGAAAUCGCGGGCCCCAGCGGUGUCUAGUCCACCCUCGUCCGCCGUUCCCAUGUCGGUGACGGCGGCGGUGGAGGAGGAGGUGAAACUUCCCAUCCACGAUGAGGCAAAGGAGUCAGACAUAUCAGGAUCGGAGCCAAUGCCUUCUGUUCGAGAUGACCACCCACCAAAUCCAACUGUGUCAUCGGAAGAACCACCGCUCGUCAACGCAACCGUCCCCGCAGAGAGCGUGAAGCUAGAAGAGAUUGAGCCCACCACUGAACCCGUAGAAGCACCCGAACCGUUCACUGACGAGCUCGGAUUCGGCAACAGCAAGACGUACCAAAAGAUGGGAAAGAAGGCCGACAAUACAGUGCUAGAGAAUAGUGUGGUCGCAGAUGCUGCUACCAAGCCAUCGGCAUCUCCCUCCAACACCUUCGAUGUAGCUAUCAGGCCCGCCCAUACGCGAUCCGAUUCCGUCAUGCAAGUUGAGCAGACAGUUUCUGCUCCGGUCAAGGAGGAGAAUAUCAUUGCUUCCCCUAGUACUAUUACAGAAGGAGCGAAUGCUGCUGCUGCUUCCGCUAUCGCGGCCGAAGAAACAAAGACCGCCGCUUCUCCCGAGCCCGCCGAUAUCGAUCCGGUUAUUGUGGAUGGCACAUCUGGUAAUGUGGCGGCGUCGAAGAAGAGCAGGAAGAAGAAGAAGAAAAGCGCCAGUGCCGGUGCUGCUAGCUGAAUGAUGGAACCUUGACGAAAC
Messenger RNA from Trematosphaeria pertusa, 1632 nucleotides. RefSeq lists its product as uncharacterized. The transcript is spliced from 2 exons. Gene Ontology annotation, molecular function: protein binding. Bases 220 to 1611 code for a protein of 463 amino acids. The record is from RefSeq and is a predicted model, not a curated record. Lineage: Eukaryota; Fungi; Ascomycota; Dothideomycetes; Pleosporales; Trematosphaeriaceae.